This is a messenger RNA of Paramecium octaurelia, 440 nucleotides long. NCBI's taxonomy places the organism in Eukaryota, Ciliophora, Oligohymenophorea, Peniculida, Parameciidae. The record is from the annotation of a GenBank genome assembly.
AUGAGGGUGGAUUUUCAUUUAGAAAAUGAAUUUUUGAGAAGUUAUUUCUUGGGUUAAACAGUAAUAAAUUUCAACCACUUUUAAUUUUUGAAAGUUAACUUGAUUUCAAAUAAAAAAUAAUAUAAAUAUCAUAAAAUGAAGGGGUUCUGUAAUUUUUCGAAAAUUCUUCUUCAUUUCAAUAGAUUGAAUUCGUAAUCCAUGAAAGUGCAGCUAAGAAUGUAAGAAUUUUCAAUAUUUAUAGAGCUAAUUAAUAAGUGAAUAAGCAAUUCAGAUUUAGUUCUUUAAUCACAUCAUCACAAUACUUUACAUUUAGUAGAAACAAUCUAAUUGGGGCUAUCGAAUUGUUGGAAAGUAAUUAGUAUAAAAUAUUGACUUUAGUAAAUAAAAUUUUAAUGUAAUUGGAAGUGGAGAGUUGGAAUCGGAAAGGAAAUCAAGUUUGA